AUGACGGCGUCUCCGGAUUACUUGGUCGUGCUUUUUGGAAUCACUGCUGGGGCCACUGGGGCCAAGUUGGGCUCAGAUGAGAAGGAGCUGAUCCUGCUGUUAUGGAAAGUCGUGGAUCUGGCCAACAAGAAGACCCCUCCCGAGGCGCGGGCCGCGCUAGCAGGGGAGCGAAGGAAGAGGGUGAAAAAAAAAAAAACUCCCAAGUUUAAGAAGGGGGGAACUGACUCCUGCUUCUUUCCCCCGGAGGUGGGACAAUUGCACGAAGUACUAGUUAGGCCGGAUCAGUUGGAGCUGACAGAAGAUUGUAAAGAAGAAACUAAGAUCGACGCCGAAAGCCUGUCCUCCGCGCCGCAGCUAGACCAAGCCCUGCGACAGUUUAACCAGUCAGUGAGCAAUGAACUAAAUAUUGGGGUAGGAACCUCUUUCUGUCUCUGUACUGAUGGGCAGCUUCAUGUCAGGCAAAUCCUGCAUCCUGAAGCUUCCAAGAAGAAUGUAUUAUUGCCUGAAUGCUUCUAUUCCUUUUUUGAUCUUCGAAAAGAAUUCAAGAAGUGUUGUCCUGGCUCACCUGAUAUUGAUAAACUGAAUGUUGCAGCAAUGACGGAGUAUUUAAAUUUUGAGAAGAAUAGUUCAGUCUCCCGGUACGGAGCCUCUCAAAUUGAAGAUCUGGGGAAUAUAAUUUUAGCAAUGAUUUCAGAGCCUUAUAAUCACAGGUUUUCAGAUCCAGAGAGAGUAAAUUACAAAUUUGAAAGUGGCACUUGCAGCAAGAUGGAACUUAUUGAUGACAACACGGUAGUCAGGGCACGAGGUUUGCCAUGGCAGUCUUCGGAUCAAGAUAUUGCAAGAUUCUUCAAAGGACUCAAUAUUGCCAAGGGAGGUGCAGCACUUUGUCUGAAUGCCCAGGGUCGAAGGAAUGGAGAAGCUCUGGUUAGGUUUGUAAGUGAGGAGCACAGAGAUCUAGCACUACAGAGGCACAAACAUCACAUGGGAACCCGGUACAUUGAGGUUUACAAAGCAACAGGUGAAGAUUUUCUUAAAAUUGCUGGUGGUACAUCCAAUGAGGUAGCCCAAUUUCUCUCCAAGGAAAAUCAAGUCAUUGUCCGCAUGCGAGGGCUCCCAUUCACGGCCACGGCUGAUGAAGUGGUGGCCUUCUUUGGACAGCAUUGCCCCAUCACUGGGGGGAAGGAAGGCAUCCUCUUCGUUACCUACCCAGACGGCAGGCCAACAGGGGAUGCUUUUGUUCUCUUUGCUUGUGAGGAGUAUGCACAGAAUGCAUUGAGGAAGCAUAAGGACUUGUUGGGUAAAAGAUACAUUGAACUCUUCAGGAGCACAGCAGCUGAUGCUGAAUCAAUUCUGUUGGUGCUGAAUCGAUUCUCCUCGGCCCCUCUCAUUCCACUUCCAACACCUCCCAUUAUUCCAGUGCUACCUCAACAAUUUGUGCCCCCUACAAAUGUUAGAGACUGUAUACGCCUUCGAGGUCUUCCCUAUGCAGCCACAAUUGAGGACAUCCUGGACUUUCUGGGGGAGUUUUCCACAGAUAUUCGAACUCAUGGGGUUCACAUGGUAUUGAAUCACCAGGGCCGCCCAUCAGGAGAUGCCUUUAUCCAGAUGAAGUCUGCGGACAGAGCAUUUAUGGCUGCACAGAAGUGUCAUAAAAAAACCAUGAAGGACAGAUAUGUUGAAGUCUUUCAGUGUUCAGCUGAGGAGAUGAACUUUGUGUUAAUGGGGGGCACUUUAAAUCGAAAUGGCUUAUCCCCACCGCCAUGUAAGUUACCAUGCCUGUCUCCUCCUUCUUACACAUUUCCAGCUCCUGCAGCGGUUAUUCCGACUGAAGCUGCCAUUUAUCAGCCCUCUGUGCUUUUGAAUCCACGAGCACUGCAGCCCUCCACAGCAUACUACCCGGCGGGCACUCAGCUCUUCAUGAACUACACAGCAUACUAUCCCAGCCCCCCAGGUUCGCCCAAUAGUCUUGGCUACUUCCCUACAGCUGCUAAUCUUAGCGGUGUCCCUCCACAGCCUGGCACGGUGGUCAGAAUGCAGGGCCUGGCCUACAAUACUGGAGUUAAGGAAAUUCUUAACUUCUUCCAAGGUUACCAGUAUGCAACCGAGGAUGGACUUGUACACACAAAUGACCAGGCCAGGACUCUACCCAAAGAAUGGGUUUGUAUUUAA
Pteropus alecto (black flying fox) is the source of this 2169-nucleotide messenger RNA. RefSeq names its product epithelial splicing regulatory protein 1 (gene ESRP1). Gene Ontology annotation, biological process: regulation of RNA splicing. The coding region runs from base 1 to 2169 and encodes 722 amino acids. Lineage: Eukaryota; Metazoa; Chordata; Mammalia; Chiroptera; Pteropodidae. The record is from RefSeq and is a predicted model, not a curated record. Gene Ontology annotation, molecular function: mRNA binding. Gene Ontology annotation, cellular component: ribonucleoprotein complex; nucleoplasm. The transcript has 15 exons.